CCGCGGCGGGAGGCCCGGGGCCGCGAUUUAACGUUCCUAAUUAAUGCUCUUGAGUUAAUUAACAUCCCCGCCUUAAUUAACCCGCCGGGGGAAGCCCUUCGGGUCCCUCUCCGGGCCCGCGAGCCCCGCGUUUGGCGGGGGGAGGCUCCCCACCCUCGCUGUGAGGAGGAGGAUGGCGGCCGGGGCCGGGCAGCUGCGAAGCCGGGGGGCGGCGGGAUGAGGCGACCCUACACAAACAAAGGGGCGUGGCCGUGGGGCAAGGCCACGGGGGUGUUACAUCAUCCGGGGGGGCGGCCUCCCCCCAAACCCCGCCCCCUCCCCGAAGCCAAAGGGGGGGUCCCGGCCUCUUUGCCCCCCCCACUUUCGGGGGGGGGGUCUAUGAGGGGGUGUCCCCAUAAAGCGGGGGGGGGACCCCGAGGCGGAGGAGAGCGGCGGCGGUGGCAGGGAUGCUGAAGGUCCUCGGGAGGCUGGGGGGGCGCCUCCCCCGCGCCCCCCCGCGGCGGGGGCUGAGCUCGGGGGGGUUGGGGGAGGCCGUGGGGGGGUUGGGGGAGGCCCUGGCGGCCCUGCCCCCCCCCGCCCGCAGCUUCCUGGAGGAGGGGGUGCGCCUGUGCCGCCCCCGCGACGUCCGCCUCUGCGACGGCUCCCCCGAGGAGGGGGCCGCCCUGCUGGCCCAGCUGCAGGCCGAGGGCAUCCUGCACCCCCUCCCCAAAUAUGAGAACUGCUGGCUGGCGCUGACGGACCCGCGGGACGUGGCGCGGGUGGAGGGGCGCACGGUGCUGGUGACGGAGCGGGAGCGCGACGCCGCCCCCCCCCCGCCGCCCGGGGGCGCCCCCCGCCAGCUGGGCAACUGGAUGAGCCCCGCCGCGCUGGAGCAGGCCGUGCAGGAGCGCUUCCCCGGCUGCAUGCAGGGCCGCACGCUCUUCGCCGUGCCCUUCAGCAUGGGCCCCCCCGCCUCGGGGCUGGCGCGGGCGGGGCUGCAGCUCACCGACUCGCCCUACGUCGCCGCCUCCAUGCGCAUCAUGACGCGCGUCGGGGCCCCGGCCCUGCCCGCCCUGGCCCGCGACGACUUCAUCCGCUGCCUGCACUCCGUGGGGCAGCCCCUCCCCCGCGCAGAGCCGGCCCCGCACCCCUGGCCCUGCGACCCCGCCCGCACGCUGGUGGCGCACGAGCCCGCCCGCCGCCGCAUCGUCUCCUUCGGCAGCGGCUACGGCGGCAACUCCCUGCUGGGCAAGAAGUGCUUCGCGCUGCGCAUCGCCUCGCGCCUGGCCCGCGACGAGGGCUGGCUGGCCGAGCACAUGCUGAUCCUGGGCGUGCGGGACCCGGCGGGCACCAAGCGCUACGUGGCGGCCGCCUUCCCCAGCGCCUGCGGCAAGACCAACCUGGCCAUGAUGACGUCGGCGCUGGAGGGGUGGGGCGUCACCUGCGUCGGCGACGACAUCGCCUGGAUGCGCUUCGGCGACGACGGCCGCCUUCGCGCCAUCAACCCGGAGUGCGGCUUCUUCGGGGUGGCCCCGGGGACGUCGCGCCGCACCAACCCCAACGCCAUGGCCACCAUCCAGCGCAACACCCUCUUCACCAACGUCGGCCGCCGCAGCGACGGCGGCGCCUACUGGGAGGGCCUGGACGAGCCCCUCCCCCCCGGCACCACCCUCACCUCCUGGCUGGGAGAACCCUGGCAACCGGGCGACCCCGGGCCUUGCGCCCACCCCAACUCCCGCUUCUGCGCCCCGGCCGCCCAGUGCCCCAUCAUGGACCCGGCGUGGGAGGACCCCGAGGGCGUCCCCAUCGACGCCAUCAUCUUCGGUGGGCGGAGACCGGAAGGGGUGCCGUUGGUCUACGAGGCCUUCAACUGGCGCCACGGCGUCUUCGUGGGCAGCGCCAUGAGGAGCGAGGCCACGGCCGCCGCCGAGCACGCCGGCGGGCGGCUGAUGCACGACCCCUUCGCCAUGCGCCCUUUCUUCGGCUACAACGCCGGCCAGUAUCUGGCGCACUGGUUGGCCCUGGGCGAGCGGGGCGGGGCCCCUCCCCGCAUCUUCCACGUCAACUGGUUCCUGCGCGACGCCGCCGGCGCCUUCCUCUGGCCGGGCUUCGGGCACAACGCCCGCGUCCUGGCCUGGGUCUGCGGCGUGGCCGGCGAGGAGAGCGCCCGCCCCACCCCCGUCGGCCUGGUGCCCCGCCCCGGCGCCCUCGACCUGCGGGGGCUGCCGGGCGUGGCCUACCACGCCCUCUUCCCCUGCUGCAAGGCCUUCUGGGAGCGCGAGGCCCGCCAGCUCCGCGCCUACUACGAGGAGAACUUCGGCGCCGACCUGCCCAAGGAGGUGAUGGCGGAGCUGGAGGCGCUGGAGGGGCGGCUCCGCAGGAUGUGAGGGCGGGGCCGGGCGGGGCCCUGGGCGUGCCCCCAUCACCGGAACUCGGGGCGGGGGGGGUGUGUGUGUGUGACCAGUCUCUGCUUGGGCGGGGUCAACCGCUACGUUGGGAGGGGUCUUCUUCCAUGGUGGGUGGGGUCAACCGCUACGUUGGGCGGGGUCUUCUUCCAUGGUGGGUGGGGUCAACUGCUACGUUGGGCGGGGUCUUCUUCCAUGGUGGGCGGAGUCAACCGCUAAGUUGGGCGGCGUCUUCUUCCAUGGUGGGCGGGGUCAACCGCUAAGUUGGGCAGGGUCUUCUCCCGCGUUGGGCGGAGUCAACCACUACAUUGGGCGGGGUCUCCUCCCAUGGGGCAGCGGCGGCCAUCUUGGCUGGGUGGCCGCUGUCAUUGGUUGCCCAGCGACGGUUGGUGGGCGCCAUUUUGGACAAGUGACGGCCGCUGCGAGCUGCUGCCCACCGCCCUGAUUGGCUGGCUCUCCCCGCCCUUCUGUGAUGUCACGACCCCUCCCCGUUGAGCUCAGGGCCGCCGCCAUUGGUGGCUACCGCCCCCCCCGCCCCACCGGGCUCUCCUCUGAUUGGACGCCGGCACCGCCCCCCAGCCUCCCGUUGGUGGCCUCUCGACCAAUGACUGUGGAGCGACGCCCCCACCCCCUGCUGUCGAUUGGCCCCGCCCCCUUUCCCUGUUGGCUGGCGACCUCACGCCCGCCGCUCCCAUUGGCCCCCUGGGUGGGUGGGGCCUUGCCUAAUGUGCCUUGGGUGGGGCGGGGCCUGCGUGGACCAAUAAAAGAGCCCCUUGCUGGGGGGUCAGGGUUCA
This is a messenger RNA of Phalacrocorax carbo (great cormorant), 3178 nucleotides long. Lineage: Eukaryota; Metazoa; Chordata; Aves; Suliformes; Phalacrocoracidae. The record is from RefSeq and is a predicted model, not a curated record.